Molecule: messenger RNA, 249 nt
Organism: Didymodactylos carnosus
Lineage: Eukaryota; Metazoa; Rotifera; Eurotatoria; Philodinida; Philodinidae
Source: the annotation of a GenBank genome assembly
AUGUUAGUUGAUGAGCACCAAAAACAACAAUGGAAUACUCAAGAAGACGAACAUAAAGCGGAAUUUGAACAAAAACAACAAUUAUUAUUACUAAAAUUAUUAGUUAAGAAUCAAUGUCAAACGAGUUUCGCUGACUAUGAGAAGAAAGAAUAUCAACUUGACAAAGUGGAUGCUAUCAAGAAAUUUUUUCGUCGUCUAUUAUGUGAAUUUAUUGAUACAUUUGUACAUUGUGCUUUUCGAGAUCACUAG